GGAAGAUCAUCUGNUCACCCGAUACAGAAGCGUCUGGCCAAGAUGAAUGGCACCCAGUGUGGGUAUUGCUCCCCGGGAUUCGUGAUGAACAUGUACGGGCUGCUGGAGCAGCACCAGGGACAGGUGAGCAUGGCGGAGGUGGAGAACUCAUUCGGAGGCAACAUCUGCCGCUGCACCGGCUACCGUCCCAUACUGGAUGCCAUGAAGUCCUUUGCGGUGGAUAGUGACAUUCAGGUGCCCGCGGAAUGUGCGGACAUUGAGGAUCUUAGCCUGGAGGCCCGCAACUGUCCCAAGACGGGAGAGCCCUGCAGCGGCAGUUGUCAUCGUUCCACUUUGAUCUACGAGGAUGGCAGCCAGUGGCAUUGGCCCAAGACAUUGAAGGAGCUGUUUGAGGCACUGGACAAGAUCGGAGAGGCGGAUGAGUUCAUGCUGGUGGCUGGCAACACGGCGCAUGGUGUCUACAGGCGAUCGACGGACAUUAAGCACUUCAUCGAUGUGAGUGGAGUGGAGGAGCUGCAUGGACACAGCACUGAGGGGCAGCAGCUGAAGCUGGGAGCGAACCUCAGUCUGACGCAGACCAUGGACAUCCUGCGCAAGACAUCCAAGCAGCCUGGCUUUGAGUAUCUCGAGGUUCUGUGGAACCACUUGGAUCUCAUUGCGAAUGUUCCCGUGCGAAAUUCGGGCACUUUGGCUGGAAAUAUUUCGAUCAAGAAACAACAUCCCGAGUUCCCAUCGGAUGUGUUUCUCUCCUUUGAGGCUUUGGAUGUCAAAGUUGUGGCCAUGAAGAGCGCCACGGAAGAGCAGCAAAUGGCUCUGGCGGAUUACUUGAGUGAUUCCAAUAGGAAAUUGGUCAUCAAGGAGUUCCUGCUGUCUGCAUAUCCCAAGGAUAAGUUUAUCUACGAGUCCUACAAGAUCAUGCCACGUGCCCAGAAUGCCCAUGCCUAUGUCAAUGCUGCAUUUCUGCUCGAGCUGGACAGCGGUUCCAAGGUGAAGAGUGCCAGGAUCUGCUUUGGUGGCAUUCGCCCUGACUUUGUCCACGCCACAGCCAUUGAGCAGUUGAUGGUGGGACACAGUCCCUACGAGAGUGGCCUCAUAGAACAGACUUUCGACACACUCCCAAGUCAGUUCAAUCCAGAUGAGGUGCUGCCCGAUGCCAGUCCGGCGUAUCGGUCGAAAUUGGCUUGCGGUUUGCUCUACAAGUUUCUGCUGAAGCAUGCCCCAGAUGCAGACGUCGGAGAGAAGUUCAAGAGCGGCGGCCAGCUUCUGCAGCGACAACUCUCCUCCGGUCUGCAGCUAUUCCAGACACAAAAGCAGAACUAUCCAGUCACUCAGGCAGUGCAGAAGUUGGAGGGAAUGAUCCAGUGUUCUGGCGAGGCGACCUACAUGAACGAUGUGCCGACCACCUCCAACACCGUUCACUGUGCCUUUGUAGGGGCCACUAAAGUGGGAGCCACCAUCGAUGACAUUGAUGCCAGAGAGGCGCUGCUGCAGCCUGGUGUGAUAGCAUUCUACUGUGCGAAGGAUAUACCCGGUGCAAACACCUUUUCUGAUCCCAGCUUUGGCUAUCAGCCCGAGGAGAUCUUUUGCUCCGGACUGGUGCGCCACUCCGAACAACCAGCGGGAGUGGUCGUGGCACUCACUGCAGAUCAGGCUCAGCGGGCAGCAGCGCUGGUCAAGAUUAGCUACAGUCAGACGAACUCUGACUUCAAACUGUUGCCCAGCCUGAAGCAUGUCUUUGCCUCUGGCACACCGGACCCUUCACGCAUCAUUGCAGUGGCCAAAUCGAAGCUAGAGGAAGUGACAUUCUCCGACAAGCCUGACAUGGAGGUCAGGGGCAUCUUCGACAUGGGUUUACAGUAUCACUUUACGAUGGAGCCACAAACGACGGUCGUGAUUCCCUUUGAAGAUGGUUUAAAGGUUUACUCCGCUACCCAAUGGAUGGACCACACGCAGGCUGUGAUUGCACACAUGCUGCAGAUGAAGGCCAAAGAUGUGCAGCUGCAGGUUCGUCGUCUGGGCGGUGGCUAUGGCUCCAAGAUAUCCCGCGGCAAUCAGGUCGCCUGUGCCGCUGCCUUGGCUGCCUUUAAGCUGAAUCGUCCUGUGCGCUUUGUGCAGUCUCUCGAGUCCAUGAUGGACUGCAAUGGCAAACGUUGGGCCUGUCGCUCUGAAUACGAGUGCCACGUGAAGGCCAGUGGCAAGAUGGUGGGCCUGUCCAAUGAUUUCUAUGAGGAUGCUGGCUGGAACACCAACGAGAGUCCGGUGGAGGGUCACUCCACCUACACGGCUGGCAAUUGCUACGAGUUCACGGACAGAAACUUCAAGCUCAGUGGCCAUGAGGUGCUCACAGAUGCACCCAGCUCCACGUGGUGUCGUGCCCCAGGCUCUGUGGAGGGUCUGGCCAUGAUGGAGAACAUCAUCGAGCAUGUGGCCUUUGAGGUGCAGCGUGAUCCGGCAGAUGUGCGUCUGGCAAACAUCAACAAGAAGACAAAGAUGGCCACGCUGCUGCCAGAGUUCCUGCAGUCGCGGGAGUACUAUGCCAGGAAAAAGGAGAUCGAUGCGCACAACGCGAACAAUCGCUGGACGAAGCGAGGUCUCGGCCUUGCCGUCAUGAAUUUUCCCGUCAUUUACAUAGGACAGUUUCCGGCUACGGUGGCCAUUUACCAUGUGGAUGGCACUGUUGUGGUUACACACGGAGGCAUUGAAAUGGGACAAGGCAUGAACACAAAGAUCGCCCAAGUGGCUGCCUAUACUUUGGGCAUCGAUUUGAGUUACAUCAAAGUUGAGUCCUCGGACACCAUCAAUGGCGCCAAUUCCAUGGUGACGGGCUAUGCCAUUGGCAGUGAGAGUGUCUGUUAUGCGGUGCGCAAGAUCUGCGACACACUCAACACACGUCUGAAGCCCGUGCGGAAGAGCAAGGCCAGCUGGGUGGAGACCGUUGAAGCCGCCAAUGCGGCGUUGAUCAAUCUGAUUGCCUCGGAUCACUACAAAACGGGUGACAUGCAGAAUUAUCAUGUGCUAGGACUGGCCCUCUCUGAAAUCGAAAUGGAUGUGCUCACCGGCAACAUUGUGAUACGCCGCGUCGACAUCCUCGAGGAUGCUGGCGAGAGUCUCAGUCCGUAUAUUGAUGUCGGGCAGAUCGAGGGCGCCUUUGUCAUGGGCCUGGGCUACUGGCUCAGCGAACUGCUCAUCUACGAGGGCGACAAUGGCCGCCUGCUGACCAAUCGCACCUGGAAUUACCAUCCACUGGGCGCCAAGGACAUUCCCAUCGAUUUCCGCAUUGAGCUGGUGCACAAUCCCAAGCCCAAUGGCGCGGGUUUUAUGCGUUCCAAGACCACUGGAGAGCCGCCCUGUUGCCUGGCUGUGAGUGUGAUUUUUGCCCUACAACAGGCACUGCAAUCCGCUCGCCAGGAUGCAGGACUGCCACGGGAGUGGCUGCGGCUAGGAGCGCCAACAACGCCCGAGACGCUGCUGCUCAGCGCGGGCCAUGAGGUGACGGAUUUUAAGCUGAAAUAGUUGUUUUGCAGCACCCAAAUGAAUAGCUCUUUAAAUUAUCUUUGGUUGUGGAUCGCCGCUCUCAAAAUAAACAACAGCAUUGCCAGAUCUGCUUCAACGCAAAAGCUUCAGUGAUUUGUACAUUUUCUCUCUUCCCACAUACCUGCAUACAUACAUGCAUGCCAUGAAAGCUUCACGUGUCGUCCCGUUUUGUUUUGUGUGUGUUCCGUUCCGCUCUCUCACGACUAACACUAAUUAUUCGGCAGCGCAACACUUUUUCAAUUGCUGUUUAACUUUUGACUCUGUUCGAACGCUUGACUUGAGUGUUUUAAUUAAUAUCACUUUAAAGCUUGUUUUUCUAGUUUUUCGAAUGUUGAAGCUUUUCGAAAACAAUUUUUGUUGUGGCUGCAAAACAUUGCUGAGAGUGAGAAUGGUAGAGGAAGGAGAGCGCAACAAAAUUUGCUAUUAUGCCGGCCGGCAAAUGCUUGCCCACUCUCUCACACACAUUCUCUCACGCGCUCUCUCUCUCUCUCUCUUUUAAACUCUUGAGAAACUUUACUGUAAUUACAAAGAGCACAUCUUCUAUGAGUACACUUCUGUUUUGGGUGUACACGUGACUCGUUAUUGCGUUUAAUUCAAAUCAAAUGCAGAUUAGUCUGUUCGGUUUGAAAACUCAUUAAAUAAACACAAAGCAAAUAUAUAUAAAUGGUUAGACGUUGAAAAGGCAGAUAUAACGACUUUAAUCCACAGUGUGCAAUCAAAAAUAAAUACAAGUUUGUAUGUGCAUUUGCAACUCCAACAAAGCCUAUCUUACUUGUAUUUGUAUAUAGUAAUUUGUUGACUCAACGAAGCGCCAAACGUUUUUUAGGGUAGGGUAUCUCAAGGGUACAUUUGUACGUUGGUAGAACCAAUUUCUAUUCAUUAAAAAAUGUCCAUUAACAACUCUCUGAAUAUAUUUGUUAGAAAUGUACACCUAGAAUAGUUUUUUAAAUAAAUUUACCAAGCUGCAAAACGUCAUUGGUUUAUCCAUUCGCUCAUAAUUUCAGCACAAAGUGUAUUCCCUGCUUCGUUGCAACCAAAGCUUGACCGCUUUUUCUUUUAAUUUUUUUUUUGCUAUUCUCGCAAGUAUCGUGACCAGGCGGCACAGCUGCCAAAACACAGCAACAAAAAACAGCUGACGAAUGGCGAACAAAAAAAGAAGGCAAAGAAACAAUCAGAAGCCAAAGCGCGGCACGGCAGAAUCGCCAAACAGUUUUCACGGAGCAGCAGCUGAAACGAAAACGAAACUAAACGAAACGGAACGCAACGGAGCUGUGGAGGCGCGAAUAGACUGCAAUUAUUUCCGAUCGGCGAUUGCAAGGCAUGAAAAUUUAACAAAAUUAUUGUUAAUUUAUACAGAGUUCCCGUCCAACUGACAUUUAUUUACGGCUGCCAUACACAAAAACGGCAAUCAAACUCCGUUGAACAGAUCAUCAAGAGGAGGCGAUGGUGAUUGGAGCGAUCGUUCAGUUAAGCAACGACAGUGCUUGAGGCAGGCAGCAUUUCGCAGUGGAACGAACGCCAGACGGAAAAUAUUUGAAAAGUGGCAACUAACUGAAUUAUUUUUAGAA
Molecule: messenger RNA, 5102 nt
Organism: Drosophila guanche
Lineage: Eukaryota; Metazoa; Arthropoda; Insecta; Diptera; Drosophilidae
Gene: AOX4
Product: xanthine dehydrogenase
Exons: 6
Coding region: 43-3513 (1156 amino acids)
Molecular function (GO): iron ion binding; FAD binding; oxidoreductase activity
Source: RefSeq, a predicted model, not a curated record